AUGUCUGCCGCGUCCAAGCAGUCUGGUGAGCCCCGGCUGGGCUCACCCCUUGCCGAGGAGGAGGAGGAGGAUCUCUACGUGCGCCUCAAGGCGCUGCGGCGCCAGCUGGAGUUAGUCGGGAUCCGGGAGGAGUGUAUCAAGAACAAGCAUAAGAACCUGAAGCGGGAGCUGCGGUGGGAGGUGAAGCGCCUCCAGAGCGUCCCGCUCGUUGUUGGCCAUCUCCUGGAGAUGAUCGACCAAAACAGCGCCAUCGUGCGGUCAUCCAGGGCGAUCGAACCGUUACGUGCGGAUCCUGAGCACCGUCAACAGGGAACUCCAUCUUUUUGUUAAGCCAGUCGGAGAAGCCCGACGUCACCUAUAACGUAAGCCUGCAAAGGUUUUGCCACCCGCCACUACCUCCCGUCCCCAUUGUCUUUGCAUCGCCAUUUCGUUUUAGUGUUUGGUGAUCGUUCAUCGUCCUGUAUGCUGGCUGUUUCUUGGGAGAUAGAUUCCUGAGAUAAAUGUUUGUAGUCGAUCCGGAUUUGGACGUCUCUUUAUUUCUAUUGCUGUGUCGAUUAGUGAUGAUCACGGGUUUUUUUUUCCCUUCUUUUUUUCGAUUCUUCGCCGAAAGCUUAAUUUAAUAUGAUUUUCUUACGUCAGGUAGUGAGUAUUUAUUGUUGUGAAAUCUAUUCUUCUACUUCUCUUCACCGUCUGCGUCUCCUAGGACCGAGACAGAACCGGUUCGGAGGGAAGUAAGCAUUAUCUUGACGUUCGCAGAACCAGUGGAACGCAUGAAUUGUUGCAUUGGUGGAAUGUGAAGAAAAAUUGACGGCAGUCUUUUCUGAGUAUUCUCUUAUCUAUCUUUAUUUGCAUCAAAUGGCGGCCUGCCUCGUUCAUUUCUGUCUUUCUUUAUUUUCUUCGGCAAAAUUUUCGUUCUAUGCAGGACAUCAGUGGCUGUGACAUUCAGAAGCAGGAGAUUCGUGAAUUUGUGGAGUUGCCUUUGAUUCAUCACGAGCUUUAUAGACAGAUUGGCAUAGACCCACCGCGGGGAGUGCUUCUUUAUGGCCCUCCUGGCACGGGUAAAACCAUGUUCGCAAAGGCCCUGGCACAUCACACUACGGCUGCAUUCAUACGGGUGGUUGGAUCAGAGGUACUUGGGUCUCCUUUUGAAAAAUUCCAUACGGGUGGUUGGAUCAGAGGUACUGAGGUGUGAGCUUCGCAGAUCAGGUCUCCUUUUGAAAAAUUCAUCCAAUUUUCUCGCCCCCUUGGCUCCGUGGAAUCAAUCCCAUUCAUUCUGUUUGGGUGUUGGCUCCGUGAUUCUUGUGCAUCGUGAGAGAGUUAACUAAUGUUCUUCUCCCUCGACUUGGAAUGCCACAAGUUGACGUUUCUUCCAGAUCUUCCUUACAACUCCGCAUCAUUGCAAACUGGCAAAAUAUUUUCUGCGCAACUUCAUAGAAAAGUUAUUUUCUCAAACCCAUUGGAUUGCAUCACACUUGCCGCAUCAAAAUUAUUUUAUUACGUGGGCCCUUCGUCAUGUUUGUGGCUUUGUGCUUGCUUAUCUGGGCUCCCACCUCUUUUGACACGGAGCAAGGAUGGCUCGGAUGUUUUUUUGCCCCGCUAAAGGGAACACUCCCUCUAUAGUUUUUAUGGACGAAGUUGACGCAAUCGCUGCAGACCGCGAAGUUCAGCGAAUUCUCUUGGAGUUGUUGAAUCCGGUAAAGAUCAAAGGGGAUAACAACUCAAAAUGAGGAUGGUUAUCUUCUCUGCCCUUUCUUAGUUUCAAAUCUUGCAUUGUACACGGUGAGCAUCAUAUAUCAUAGCAAGGGAAUGGGCUUGCUUUGGUCGUCCCGCUGAAAACGUUGGCAACGCCUGUUAAAUAAAUAAUGUGCCAGAGAAGGGAAUAGGACUCGCUGUUGUUUUCGUUUGAUAUGCUACUUCUGACGACUCUUGACCCAUUUAACGGAUGGGUUUCGAAAGCCUGUACCUCUGCUUGGCUCGUCAUCAGAGUAAUAUAUGCUCUGCGACUUGUUCUUAUUUUUUUAAGAAUUUUGACAUCAUGUCGACCUCUUAGUGUGGACCACAUGGGAAGGGGGCCGUUAGAAUCUUAAAUUCUGAAUGAGCCGUCCUCUCGUUUGUCGAAGCUCAGAUCGUGCUUGAUGAUGAAGGUCAACGAAGUCAGGGGGGCAGCUAUGUGAAAGUUAGUCGCGGUAUCGGAUGCCCGACAGCCCGGUCUGCCGUUCGCGACAUGAGAUCUCGAUGGAGUUGGCCGGGCCGUCGUCGGCGUUCCGUCGAGCUUCUCUGAACUUUCCCUUUCGACUCUCUCAGCGGCGCGACGAUGCUUUGAACCACGUCCUAUCGUCCCGGAACAUACUGCCGAGUCGCCGUGAAGUGUUAUGUUCUUACUGCAGUAGAGAGAUGGAGAGAGGCAGCGAGCUAUGAUAGGCUCAAGAAAGGAAACCUUUGGCCAAUGAACCGUUGGGUGGAGACCAUCUUCGCUAUCUUCGAUCCGGCUGAGGGACUUUUCAAAAUCCUCGUCCCUCUCACUGUCUUUUACGCCGACGUCGACGUCUGACGUAUACGGGGUGAGAGGGACGAGGAUUUUGAAAAGUUCAGAGAAGCUCGUCAGUUACAACUCAUUCCAGCUCGCGCAGGCCGAAUGGACUAAACCAAUACAACAAACUCUGACGCGCAUCAGGACUGACCAAGUUGACCGUCUUUGACCCGUCGCUAUUCGAGGAUGCCUCAACAAAAGCCAUGAAAAAAUCCACUACAUUUCUUGGGCUCGGGUCCAACUCUGACUAG
This is a messenger RNA of Spirodela intermedia, 2781 nucleotides long. NCBI's taxonomy places the organism in Eukaryota, Viridiplantae, Streptophyta, Magnoliopsida, Alismatales, Araceae. The record is from the annotation of a GenBank genome assembly.